CCCUACCAUGGCCAGUCUGCCUGGGGGCUGAGGCUGCUCUUCUUUUCCAGGAGUGCUCGCCCUACGCAGCCCACCUCUAUGAUGCUGAGAACCCACGCACGCCCCUCCGGAACCUUCCUGGCCUCUGCUCUGACUACUGUUCUGCAUUCCACUCGAACUGCCACUCCGCCAUCGCCCUGCUGACCAACGACCGCCGCCUCCAGGAAUCCCCCGGAAAGGAUGGCACACGCUUCUGCCACCUCCUCAACCUUCCCGACAAGGACUACUGCUUCCCCAACAUCCUGAGGAGAGACCAUCUCAACCGCAACCUGGGGGUGGUGGCCGAGGACCCUCGGGCUACCUGUUUUGUGGUCCUUGGCUGGCUUGGACCAGUCAAUUUCUGGAUUUCUCAAGAGGAUGCUGUAUCAGCUUUCAUCAAAGCAUGGUUUCUUUUUCCUUUCAGGGUCAUUUUGGAGAUAGAAGAACCAGCCUCAAAUCAUAAUGGUGGACAACUUCUUUUUGGCCUAGAUGGCUAUAUGUACAUAUUCACUGGGGAUGGAGGACAGGCUGGGGAUCCCUUCGGCAAAUUUGGAAAUGCUCAGAACAAAAGUUCCCUGCUGGGGAAAGUGUUAAGGAUUGAUGUGAAUGGGGCCGGCUCAGGUGGCAAGCGGUACCGAGUGCCCGUGGACAAUCCAUUUGUUUCUGAGCCAGGGGCCCAUCCCGCCAUCUACGCCUACGGGGUCAGAAACAUGUGGCGCUGUGCCGUGGACCGAGGGGACCCCGUCACGCGCCAGGGCCGAGGUCGGAUAUUCUGUGGGGACGUGGGACAGAACCGGUUUGAAGAAGUUGACAUCAUUGUUAAAGGUGGAAACUAUGGCUGGAGGGCAAAGGAGGGGUUUGAAUGUUACGACAAAAAGCUCUGUCAAAAUGCCUCUUUGGACGAUAUUCUGCCAAUCUAUGCUUAUGGCCAUGCAGUGGGCAAGUCGGUCACUGGAGGCUACGUCUACCGUGGAUGUGAAUCACCAAAUCUCAAUGGUCUCUACAUCUUUGGGGACUUCAUGAGUGGUCGACUUAUGGCUUUGCAGGAAGAUAGAAAAACCAAGAAAUGGAAGAAACAGGACAUUUGCCUGGGCAGCACUGAGUCCUGUGCCUUCCCGGGGCUGAUCAGUGCACAUAGCAAGUUUAUCAUCUCCUUUGCUGAAGAUGAAGCAGGGGAGCUCUACUUCUUGGCCACCUCUUACCCCAGUGCCUAUGCACCGCACGGAUCCAUUUACAAAUUUGUUGACCCAUCAAGGAGAGCACCUCCAGGCAAAUGCAAGUACAAACCAGUGCCGGUGAAAACCAAGAGCAAGCGGGUCCAGUUCAGGCCACUCGCCAAGAUGGUCUUGGACUUGCUAAAGGAGCAGUCUGAGAAAGCCGCUAGAAAACUGUCCAGUGCGACUUUAGCUUCCAGUCCAAACCGGGCCUCAUCUCAGAAAGCCUCCUUCAGGAAGCCAGCUUCUCCCACAAGCAGCCGGAAGACAUCUCCAAGGCCUGGUGCAAAGAAGAGAGCCAGGGUGUGGUCCCCAGGCUCCCAGGGGAAGAGGAAAGGGAUCCCCAAACGCCCUGGUGGCAGAACCGGGCAGGCCGCAGGGCAGAGACGAGCUGGCAGAAGUCUCCCUCCGCCUCUUGGGUCGAGUUGGCCGCUUAGCGGACCAGAAGCGCCUCACCGCGUGGAAGCUGCUGCUGCCGCUGAACGUGACCUCAGACGUGCGGGAAGCCAGGGGUGGAGCGGGGGCCGGCAGAGAGCGCCCGAGUCGGGGGGCCGGGUUGUCCUCUCCCCGAGUCUUGCCAGCUGAACGGAGGCUCCUCAUCUGCUUCUGCGGGGAGACCAAUCCCCACCUAGCUGGGGCACCUCGAUAAUCACGUGCACUAAUCUGUAAGCCUGCUUCAAAUCCCGCUGCGUGUUUCCGUCUUGCUUUGUAAGUGUCUGUGGGCAGCAGUGAUAACAUCAACACGGGCUCAAAUGGACAUAUAUCCUUUGAGCUCCUUGACGUUUGUCUGGCGUUAAGGAAUCUGACGUGCCUCACCAAUUUGCCUUGAGAACCAUGUCUUUCCCAGCUCUAAGAGGAGGCCUGUAGUGGCAAGUUUCCAAGGAGAACCUCUUCUAAAGUGGUCAUCUUCUUUGCCCUCAUUGAAGCUCAGGGUCUGAAUAAGGGCAGGUCCUAUUCUGUACCUCUGGCAACUACUGUUUUGCUCUGGCAAGUAGCAUAAUAAAGGUGAUUCCAUUGUGCCUA
This is a messenger RNA of Odocoileus virginianus texanus, 2255 nucleotides long. The record is from RefSeq and is a predicted model, not a curated record. Lineage: Eukaryota; Metazoa; Chordata; Mammalia; Artiodactyla; Cervidae.